CUCUCAUCCCCCCGCCGACCCUGUCCCCGAUGGACGACGACGACUAUAUCGAGUACCAGAAACGGGAGGAGCUGGCCGUCGCCGGGCCUUCUGCAAGCGUCCCACCGCUCGCGCCGACCCUCCUCUCAGACAGCAUCGCCUAUGCAGUUUCGUAUCUCGCCACGACGGCCCGCAUCUCACUCCGAGCUGCUGCUCUGGUCGCCGAUACAGCCCUUGAAGGUGCCAAGAUUGGAACGAGUGCGUCACUCGGUGCUGGCCGGGCUGCCAUCGUCGGUGCUCUCACGACGGCUCGAUCAAUCCACUAUGCGCUGGCACCGCCCAUGAGCAACAGCAGCGAGGGCACGCCGACUCCCCAGCACAUUGCGCUCUUCCAUCGGGCUCUGGAGCAGUACACCAACAUGAGCAUCAGCUUUGUCAACCACAGCUUCACCCUGACUGAGCUCUUUAUGUUGGCGACAUUCCACCUCACCACGAAGACCGUCAAGUUCUCUCUGAAUGCGGCUGAAGAAACCGUUGCCACCUUUGACGGGCUCUUUGGGUCGACAGAGACCUCCCGGACCCUGGCCACGUUCGUGCAGCUUGUGCGUCAGGAGCUCAACGAACUUGGCGAGGGCUCCGGGCUCCUUCUCCCGUCGGGCAUUUUCAGCAGCACCAUCAGCACAAUUCUUCUGCUCGGCGGCCUCACCAAGGCCAUCACCGCCUACGCCUGUCUGCAGUAUGUCACUCGCGAGCGUACCAUGGCGUCCCGCAAGCUCAUCAAGCUCUACGAAGGGAUCGUCCACUUCUAUGGCGAUGACCAGCACAGCCACUCGGAGGAGCUUCUGUUGACUUGGGACACCCCAGAGCCUUCGUCUCUGUCCCCAGAGGAGCCCUCGCCGCCGCCCGUCCCCACUAAAGACGCCGAUGGCAUCAUUGAUCAGGUCAACUUCCUCCGCCAAGACAUCGAAACGAUCGAGCACAUCGACGAAGUCAUCAGCGAGGGUCUUUUGGAAGAGGAUGUCCAUGCGCACACAGACUUGGGCCGCGACGACGAUGACCUUGUCUCCAAUCUCGACUUUUUUCAUCACCUUGCCGACGACUUUUCCGAGCAGGCCGGCGAGCAGUUUGCCAUGACGGUCUCGAGCCAGCAGGCGAUUUCGGAGCAAGGAUCUGCAGGCCACAGCCCCGCGCAUUCUCCACAUGCAACAUCGUUUGAACCGAACGACGACUAUGGCAUGUAUCCCUCAUCGCCUGAAUCAACCAAAUCAAGACCUUCUUUCUUUUCCAACCUCUUCCAGAAACUCUCAUUCAAGCGAAAACACUCUGCCGACUCAAACUCGCACGCCUCCUCGUUUUCCGUAUCCUCUGCGGCGUCGCAUCCGGAUCACAAGCACAUCAAGAGCGGAACUCUUCCAAGUGCAUCACAGCCCAUCCAGGUCCGCGCACACCAUCGCGCCGGCCCGUCCUCUAACGGCUUUGCUUCGCCUCGAAUCGUCAGUCCGGGUGCCUCAUUCGAUCAUCCUUCGCGCCACACCCGUGCUGGAACCAGCCAUUGGCCCGAUCCCUAUCUACUCAAGAACAUCAAUCGCUUUGUCAAGUUUGCUUCCGCAGCAUACGGGCGCCACUUUAUGAACGUCUUUGGCAUCGGCGUCGUCUCCGACGUUCGCACCACCGACCCUGAUUAUCCGGAAAACCACUAUGUGUUCUCGAUCCAUACCGGCAUCCCGCUCAACUGUAUCCUGCUAUCGUCUUACAAGAAGGGCGGCGUGGCUUUCCAAGCACCUCGGAUGAAGCCUGUUCAGCACUUUGUGUGCCUCGACCACGCUUCCAAAGCCGUGGUGGUGACGCUCCGUGGAACUCUGGGGUUGUCUGACACACUCACGGAUCUGUUGUUCGCAUACGCCGACUUUCAAUUCGAGGGCGAGACCUACCAAGUUCACGAAGGCAUGCUCAAGUCGGCCCAGCUGAUUGCCGACCCGACCUCUGUCAUAUCCAAGGUCGUGAGAAAGACCCUGGAUGAGUACCCUGGCUAUGGCGUUGUACUGUGUGGUCACUCUCUCGGCGGUGGCGUGGCUGCCCUUGUGGCUAUGAUUUGGGCCACAGCCGCCUCGUCGCUCUCGGCUCGCAUUCCGACGGUGUUUGCCACCUCGACGGCUUCUGGCUUGCCCACAGGCCGACCCAUCCACUGCUUUGCUUACGGCACCCCGUCGGUGUGCUCGCUUUCUCUGUCUCAAGCCUCCCGCGAGCUGGUGACGUCGGUAGUGAACGGCAAUGAUCUGAUCCCCAACCUGUCGAUCGGGAUCGUCAAAGACCUGAAGAGCAUGUCAAUGAUGCUGCUCGAUCCCGAAAACAAGGGUCUCUCCGAAAAGAUCAUUGGCAAGUCCCUUGGCCUCUAUCGCGACAGCCCUACCACUGCUGCCCUUUCGCGGUCCGGUGAAGGCUCUUCGUCCGGCACACCAUCGUCCCCGCCUCCGCGCCCGACGAUGCCCUCGCACGGCUCUGCUCCUGCCGCCCAGUCAUCGUGGUUUUACGGCUCGCCACCAACGUCCUGGUUCUUUGGGUCGCCUUCCUCGUCCGCUGCCGCUUCGGUUCCAGUUCCGGCCCCUAUUUCAACUCCCCAGGCGCCGUCGGUGCCCUCCUCGCCGCCAAACCCUUCGUGGUUUACGCAGCAGUCUGUACCGCAUCUGAAGGACAGGACCAAGCUCCCCCCGCAAGACCCCGACGAAAGCGACCAAGAGUGGUUCUGGGACAUGAUGACCGAGAUCAAGUCGACCAUGCGCUCCGAGAAGCUGUAUCCUCCUGGCACGGUCUAUUGGGUCCGAUCGGUGAUGACAACGACAAAAACUCGCCAUAAGCCUUCACUGGCACCGCGCCAAACGAGCAGCAAGUCCAGUCCCUCUGGCCUUGACGCCGCCGCUGUCAAAGGCGGUCCGGCCUCGAGCAAGCACCAAAGCCUGGAGAUUAUGACGAGCCGGGUCGAGUGCUCUCGGGUCGAAGAUGUAUGCCAAAUGUUCGGUCAGCUGAACUUUUCCUCCAAGAUGAUGAUGGACCAUUCGCCCAAGUCCUACGAGGAUACACUGGAGCGUCUGAUGCAGUGUGUCUACGGCAGCGUUCACGCGGAUGCAGCUGCGGCCAGCUCGGGAUCUCGGCCUUCGGCUCGCCACGAGCGCUCACAGGCGGCCUCCUCAUCUGGCUUGACAGUUUUGUCCGAUGCUCAAGCCCAGCCGUCUCGCAAACACCGCUUCCGCAAGUAGAUUCAACAUGGGGCGGGGCUAAAUCCUGCCUUCUGGAGGACAUCUUGUCUGGGAGCGGGAGAGAGGAGGGGAGUGAUCGCUUGGUUCUCCGUCCGGCUCCUAUAUAGUGUCUCGUCUUGUCCUCAUCCUUGACUUCUCUCCAUUGUCGUUGCUUCUACCUUCUGUCCUUGAUCUCAUGAUGUCAUUUGUUUCUUGCUUGUCUCCUUCUCAUGAUUGCCGAUUCUGGUCGUGGCCCGCUCUCCCUCAUGCUGCGGCAUCACCGCGGCACUCGCUCACGCAUCACUAUGCUUUGAU
Molecule: messenger RNA, 3527 nt
Organism: Polychytrium aggregatum
Lineage: Eukaryota; Fungi; Chytridiomycota; Chytridiomycetes; Polychytriales
Exons: 7
Coding region: 30-3233 (1067 amino acids)
Biological process (GO): lipid metabolic process
Source: RefSeq, a predicted model, not a curated record